ACACAGACAGCUGCGAGCGCUGGAUGAGCUGCAAGAGCGAAUUCCUGAAGAAGUACCUGCACAAAGUAGUCAACGACCUCCCGGCCUGCCCUUGCGCCUACCCCACGGAAGUGGCCUACAGCACCGCCGACAUCUACGACCGGAUCAAGCGGAAGAACUUCCGCUGGAAGGACGCCAGUGGGCCGAAGGAGAAGCUGGAGAUCUACAAGCCCACCGCCCGCUACUGCAUCCGCUCCAUGCUGUCCCUGGAGAGCACCACCCUGGCGGCGCAGCACUGCUGCUACGACGACAGUAUGCAGCUCAUCACGCGGGGGAAGGGGGCCGGGACGCCCAACCUGAUCAGCAUCGAGUUCUCGGCGGAGCUCCACUACAAAGUGGAUGUCUUGCCCUGGAUCAUCUGCAAAGGGGACUGGAGCCGGUACAACGAAGCCCGCCCGCCCAACAACGGGCAGAAAUGUACAGAGAACCCUUCAGAGGGGGACUUUUACAAACAGUUCCAGGAGGCGAGGGAAUACUGAGAAGACCUGCCGGCCGCUUUCAAACACAACAGCGCAUUCGGGCAGGGGCGGGGCAGCAGAGGGGCGUGGCGCAAAAAUUGAAUAAGCUCUCGGGCAAUGGAAUCCGCCAGUUUUUCAAGUCAUUGUAUAUAUU
Gekko japonicus is the source of this 651-nucleotide messenger RNA. RefSeq names its product isthmin. The annotation marks the transcript as partial. The transcript has a single exon. Gene Ontology annotation, biological process: negative regulation of angiogenesis. The record is from RefSeq and is a predicted model, not a curated record. Lineage: Eukaryota; Metazoa; Chordata; Lepidosauria; Squamata; Gekkonidae.